This is a messenger RNA of Branchiostoma floridae (Florida lancelet), 564 nucleotides long. Its product is annotated as cationic trypsin-like. The record is from RefSeq and is a predicted model, not a curated record. Gene Ontology annotation, molecular function: serine-type endopeptidase activity. The transcript is spliced from 4 exons. Gene Ontology annotation, biological process: proteolysis. NCBI's taxonomy places the organism in Eukaryota, Metazoa, Chordata, Leptocardii, Amphioxiformes, Branchiostomatidae. Bases 1 to 564 code for a protein of 187 amino acids.
AUGGUGAGCCUGAAGAACCUCAGGCCAGAGAACCUACACCUGAAGCACUACUGUGGGGGAACCCUGUACAACAACCAGUGGGUCAUCACCGCAGCACACUGCGUGCACGAGGAUUAUGGAGGAACCGAUCCCAGCAUGUGGCGAGUCCGUUGGACGUCGGUGGUAAGCUGGGAGGAUGGCCGACAGGACCACAACGUCUCCCUGGUCAUCCUUCACCCCGCUUAUCACCUGUAUUACGUGGGUUCCCAGGCCAAAUCGGAUAUACUGAAGUGGGCGUACUCCCCCAUACAAGACCCUGGGUACUGCAGCCAGGACAACGCCUGGGGAUCUCUGAUGGUGAGCAGUAUCCUGGUGUGUUCAGGAUAUGAGCAUGGGCAGGACGACUCUUGUGACGGCGAUUCUGGUGGUCCGCUUAUUUGCCCAUCCCCUGACGGCAGCCGGUGGGAACUGCAGGGCAUUGUUAACUGGGGUAUCAAGCCAUGCGGUCAAACAAACAAGCCCGUCAUGUACGCCCGAGUCACCGCCUUCAAGAGCUGGAUUGAGCAGACCAUCCAGGCGAACUAG